Abrus precatorius (Indian licorice) is the source of this 1104-nucleotide messenger RNA. RefSeq lists its product as uncharacterized. Bases 26 to 295 code for a protein of 89 amino acids. NCBI's taxonomy places the organism in Eukaryota, Viridiplantae, Streptophyta, Magnoliopsida, Fabales, Fabaceae. The transcript has a single exon. The record is from RefSeq and is a predicted model, not a curated record.
UCUGUUUCAGAGAUAGCAGAGGAAGAUGGAGAAGAACCCCACCGCCAUCAGCAUCACCUCCACCUUCAACUGUGAUAACGAGAAGCAAACUAGCAUAAGGGGUGGAGAGGGCCUCAUGGGUCUUGCAGUUCACAGCCAAGUCAUCAAAAUUAAGCAAGAAAUUGAGAGAAUAAAGCACCCUUCACUUCAGCUACACAUGAGGCGUGUCUUUCUUAGAGAUGUUACCCGUCUUCGCUCUCGCUCACCACUGGGAUUGGCAGAGAGGGCCAUCCUAGUUGGUAACUCUAGAUGUUAGAUCACAAAGAAGCUUAUAGUUACAGGCAUGUAUAUAUAUAUAUAUAUGAUAGGUAUAAUCUCAGAGAGACUUCCCUUGGGAGUUGGAACUAUAGUAAUUUUGUGUUUUUGCUUUCUGGUUUCUAUGUGCUUGUCGACUUCUUGUACAUGAUUUUGGUGGUAAAGUUUCGGACUUUGUUUAGUUGAAGUCUCUUCUCCCUUUUCUUUAAUCCAUGAACUUCGUAAUUCUCUUUAUUUUCCAUGUCUUUUAGCAAAAAGAAACUUGUUCAAUUUAUGGUUUGCUAAUUGCUAUCAAGCCAAAGGAAAUUCUAAUGCUUUUUUCGCAUUCCCAUUUGCCUAAACACCAACAAAUGACUUCUUUUACUCGGCUUCGUUCAGAUGAUUAAUGCAAUCUUUCUUAUUGUUUUUUUUUGGUCAAAGAGUUUAAUUUUAUUUUUAUUUGUUUGAUUUUUUCGACGAAGAGAAUGGCGUCGCGCAUGGGAGCAUUGUCCUAAAACGAAUCUUGCGACUUCACAAAUUGUUUUUAUUAUUUUUAUUUUUUAUUGAUUUUGUCGGCAAAGGGUAGGGUUAACCUUAACAAGUUAGACGCAAGUCUCAUCCACAACAUCGUCCAAGAUUUUUGAUUCUGAAGGAUUUUGGUUAUCUUCUUGUAUGUGACGAGGUCUGAAGCUAGCGUUUCGGUCGUGCUGAAAAAUGGACAGCGCUAGUCACUGUUGGACCUCUCAUGACAUGUGUUAUUUCCAAACGCUUCCUUAUCUGCGCAAAGAUUAAAUCUAACACGGAACGACACACUACUACAAACUGUUGUAU